AGUGGACGAUGCUUCCGGUCAUUACACUUCCGGUUUCUUCUAUGGCAACAACUAUUGGAUGGGUUCAUUGGCCCUUUGCGAAGCCAUUUACGACAGUGCCAGCUCCAGCUCCAGCUCGAGCGGCAACAACACCAAAGGCAACAGCAGCAAGGACAACAACAUCAACACAGCGAACGGGAACCGCAACAAUGGGCUGCCCUUCGCCGAGGCCUAUGCCGAGGCCUACAGCAGCGUCUACAACCCGCCGCCGCCCUUUAUGCCGGGCUUCUAUGUGCUCAAGCUGCAGCUGAACGAAACGAUGCCAACACAAAUGCUACGCACUAUUUAUAUGGGCGUCUGUUUGCCCUCGACCUGCAGCAUUGCCGAUGUGCACCGCAUGUCCAGCUAUGCGCGCCAGGAGCUGCCCAGCCGUGAGCUGCGCGUGCUGGACAUACGGGUGCCCACGGAUACGGAGUUCAACAUUUGGUCGGACAAGACCUUCUGCCUGCUGAUCGUGGUCUCUUGCAUUGUGCUUGGACUGAUCUGCUGCGGCACACUCUACGAGAUCUACCUGACGCGCAAGCUGAAGGAGGCGCUGCGCCUGCAGGACAAGGAGAUGAUGAACAACAGCGAGACGAGCUCGGGCAUUGGCUGCGCCUCCUCCGACUACAGCGACACCAUGACCGCCCACGAGGAGGCGCUCAAGCAAUCGAAUCAGUCCGGCUCGCUGAAGCAGCUCGAUCAGCUGGUGCUUCACUUGCCGCCCAGCGACAAUGACAGCGGCAAUGGCCAUCAUCACGAGCACGACCACGAUCACGAUCACGACCACGAGCACGAGCACGAUCACGAACUCGAGCAUCACGAUCACGAGCGCAUCAAUGUGCAUCAUCAUCACCAUCACAGCCAUCAUCAUCGGCAUCAUCAGGGCGUCAGCAUCGGCAGCGGCAGCGGCAGCGGCAGCAGAAGCAGCAGCAGCGGCGGCGGUGGCGGCGUCAUUUCCGGCUCGGGCAACAAGAGCGGCAACAACAACAACAACAGCAACUCAGACGAGCACCUGGAGGGCCACCUGCACGAGCCCGAAAAGCUAAGCAUCUACUCGGAGCUGCUGCUCUCGUUCUCGGCAAUCACGAACUUCAAUGCCAUCUGCGAUCGGAACGUGGGCGCCGACACAAUACCCUGCAUCCAUGGGCUGCGCGCCUUCAGCAUGGCCUGGGUGAUCCUCGGACACACGUGCAUUGUGGUCUUCAAGUACUCGGACAACAUGGAGAUGCGCAAGGAAGUGGAGCAGAACUUCUUCUUUCAAGCAAUCACCAACGGCCCCUUCAGCGUCGACACCUUCUUCUUCAUCAGCGGCUUUCUGAUCUCCUAUCUGUAUUUCCGCACGAACGCCAAGGGCAAGCUGAACAAGCUGAGCAAGGGCGCCAACGAAUUCACAGCGGGCACCGCUCACUUUUUUGGCCUGGUCGCUUAUCGGUUCAUGCGCCUCACAGCGCCCUACCUGUUCGUGCUGGGCGUGGUCCAAGUGACUAUGAGGUAUUUGGCUGCCUACUCCAUAUUCGACCCGCCGACCAUGGACCAUGUGACCUGCCCGGACUACUGGUGGCGCAACAUACUCUACAUCAAUACGCUGUUUCCCGUCGAUGAGAUGUGCAUGUUGUGGAGCUGGUAUCUGGCCAAUGACACGCAGUUCUAUAUGAUCGGCGCUAUAAUCCUGAUAGUGGGCGUGCGCCACUUCAAGCUCUCGGCCAUAACGACCUUGGUGUUUCUGGUGCUCUCCUGGAUAACCACAGCGGUGAUUGCCUUCACGAACAAUCACAGACCCAACACCGACGAUCCCCUGGCUCUCUUCGACAAGAUCUACGACAAGCCCUGGACGAGAUUGGGCCCGUACCUGAUUGGCAUGGCCGUCGGCUGGAUACUGUUCCGCACCAAUUGCAAGAUUCGCCUGCCCAGGCUGACGGUUGCUACGGCCUGGACGCUGGCGAUGCUCAAUCUGUUCGUUCUGGUCUUCGGCCUGUACCGGGCCGAUCUGUCACAGUUCACAGCGGCCGCCUAUAGCUCGCUGAGUCAUUCGGCCUGGGCGCUAUCCCUGGCCUGGAUAACGAUCGCCUGCUCGACGGGCUAUGGUGGCUAUAUCAACUCGCUGCUGUCGGCGCCCUGCUUCUAUCCCUUCUCCCGUGUCACCUACUGCGCCUACCUGGUGCAUCCCAUAGUCAUACGCUCCAUGGCGCUCAAUUCCGAUGCGCCGCUUCACCUGGGCGGAGAUCUAAUGGUCGUCAUGUUCUUUGGUCUGACGGUCGCCUCGUAUUUCCUAUCCUUUGUCGUCUCGAUGUCGUUCGAGGCGCCCGUUGUUACAAUGCUCAAAAUCUUGUCACCUAGUCGAAAAAAACGUCUCGCCUAAGUCCGGGCUCUCCCUGCUCUAUUUAUGCGAAUAUCUACUAUAUAUAUAUACACCUACCAUAUACAUACAUAUAUACCAUAUAGCGAGAAUUUCCAUCAUCCCUCACUCUCUCGGUCUCUCUCUCUCUCUCUGUCUCUCUUUCAAUCUCAUUUGCUAUUCUAAAUCGAUUCGCUCUUCUCGCACAUUCUCAAACAAAAUUCUCCACAUAUUUAUAGCAUCGACCGUUCAUACAUAACUUUACAUUCCUUGCACGAUUCCUUCUUUCUUCUAUUUGUUAAUCCACUUUUAAUCACAAUUUUUAACUACUUAUAUAUACAUAUAUAUGUAUACUAUACUUUUUUUUUUUGUUUCGUAAUGUGUACAUUUUAGUCGUUUAAUUUAUUCCAAAGGUUUGGAAAUUUUUGUGCGUGACGAAAACAUAAAUAGUACUUAGUAGCUAUAAUUAUAAAAAAA
This is a messenger RNA of Drosophila navojoa, 2833 nucleotides long. RefSeq lists its product as uncharacterized. Gene Ontology annotation, molecular function: acyltransferase activity, transferring groups other than amino-acyl groups. Lineage: Eukaryota; Metazoa; Arthropoda; Insecta; Diptera; Drosophilidae. The record is from RefSeq and is a predicted model, not a curated record.